AUGUUUUAUUGUAAACCUGUAUUAAGAGACUCACUGUCUUAUGUGACCUUCUUAAGAAAGUCCCCUGUAGGGUCACAUAAGACAGUUUUGACUGUAUGUGAAACAUGCUACAAACAUCACAGACGUGCACGUCCAUUACGAAAUCAUGUCCUCAUUGACAAAGAAUCCAUGCCAAAGACCCGGGCAAUUGCAUCUUCAACAUCGGACGAUACGGCAGAUCUUUGCGAGAAACACCUAGAUAAACCAUUAGAAUUUUAUUGUAGAGAUCACAAUUUGGUGGCUUGUUAUGUUUGUGUAACCCUGGAACACAAACAGUGUAACGUCGACUAUAUUCCUGAUGUUUCUGGAAACAUGUCUGUAGAGAUGACUGAUAUAUUAGAACAAAUGGAAUCGUUGAUUAAAAGAUGUAAAUCGAAUGUAGAAUAUGUUAGCAAAGCUGCGCAAAAUCUAGACCUGAGUCAUGCCAAAGUUGUUGAAGAUAUGAAAGCCUUCAGGAAAGAAAUAAAUGAAUGUCUGGACAGAAUUGAAACUCAGAUAUUAAAAGAAGCUGACACAGCUGUAAGAAAUGCAAAAUGUAAACAGGAAACCGUAUUAAAUGCUUGCUUAGAGAUAACUGAAGAACUUGAGUGUUCACAUUCGUUGUUAAUUGCAUUAAGAGAAGAAAACAAGCAAAACAAGCUUUUCAUUGAGAUGAAAAACGCCAAAAAACGUCUGUCGAUAUUGACAGAUAAGGAAGUGCAAGUAUCAGAUGCAAAUACAACAAUUAAAUGUAUCCAAUUUACAAGGAACGAGAGCCUCUUAGAUCGACUGAAGAACGAGAAUGAAUUUGGAACAUUGUUGAAAGGUGAACAGCCGUCUCCAGAUAAAACAUUAUUUUUAGAAUAUGAUGAUACACUUAACCUUAAGUAUAAAUCUGAUAAGAAACAAUGUCACAUCUCGGGUAUAGCUGUGAUUGCUCCUAUGAAAAUUAUUGUUGCCGACAAUGCCAACAACAGUAUCAAAAUGAUUGACAUUGAGAAAAAAUCAGGUAUAACAGAGGUAAUUUUGUCUUCACGACCAGCUGAUGUUGUAACUAUUCCAGAAAAUAAACUAGCUGUGACUUUAAGAGAUGAAAAGUGUAUCCAAUUAUUGUCUCAUACUGAAGUAGAACUUUCAUUAGAUCAACGUAUAGAUGUAAGAGAAUAUUGCAAUGGUGUAGCUUAUUGCCAGAAUAAGUUUGUUGUCAUUUGCUACUUAUCAAAGAAAAUAAUUAUUGUUAAUCAUGAAGGCGAUAUUCUCAAUGUCUUUGAUUUUCCUAGUUUGUUUUAUGGACCAGUCAGAGUUUCGGUCAGAAAUGAUGAAAAGUUCUUAUAUGUUUCAGAUACGGAUUUAAAAAACAAUAGCAAGGUGGUGAAAAUUGAUUGGGAAGGAAAUGUUAAAAGUAUUUAUGAAGACUCGGAAUGUAAAGUUCCUUGUGGUCUUCAUUUGUUAGAAGAUGACACGGUACUAGUGUGUUACAGAGACAGUAACACUGUCCUGAGAUUGUCGAGCAGCUUACAAAGAUGUAAGAUUAUUGGACUAGAUACAGCAAAUAUUUAUUUCCCAACAGCUGUAUCAUAUUGUGACAGGGAACAAGAACUGUACGUUUGUUGUUCAUCAGUGAAAGAAGACUGGCGGGCUGAUAUUGUGAAAGUAUUCCAUGUGUAUUGGAUCUAG
Ruditapes philippinarum (Manila clam) is the source of this 1695-nucleotide messenger RNA. RefSeq lists its product as uncharacterized. The record is from RefSeq and is a predicted model, not a curated record. Gene Ontology annotation, molecular function: zinc ion binding. Bases 1 to 1695 code for a protein of 564 amino acids. NCBI's taxonomy places the organism in Eukaryota, Metazoa, Mollusca, Bivalvia, Venerida, Veneridae. The transcript has a single exon.